CCCUCUCCUUUAUAUAAAGAACAGCCAAAGCGACCCUGUUUUUCUUUAUAUGUAUAGCUUUCAAUCAAUCGAGUUGUAUCAUCCAUCCAAGAAUUUUUAACUCCAUUGUUUCUUUGUUUGUGAAAACAGCAAUAUGAGCAAGAAGGCCAGCAAAGAAAGCAAACUAAGCAGAUAUCUAAAGGCGCCCCUCCGGUUUCUGAUCAAGGCCAGGGAUUUCUAUAUAAAAAGCAUGACAGAAUACUCGGACAGGAUUGGGUAUGGCACGGUUAUGGGUUGCCCUACAGGCCAAAUUAAUACUGUGCCUAGGAGCUAUAGUGUCAGCUCAACGAAAUCGGGCAACGGUGAUGAUGACUUGAGGGAACUUGUCAGGGCUGCUUCAACAAGGAGUUUGAGCAACAAGGUUCAGUUGGACCUUCAUCGUAGACAACAAGCAAGGCUGUCGCCGACGACCGGAGCAAAUAAUAUGCCUAGAAGUUACAGUGUUGGGAUUGGGAGGAUUGAUGAAGACAAGCCUUGUGACUUCGAAGAAGAUAUCAAAGUGAAGACUGAUGUUUUCCCAAGGAGCAAGAGCUAUGCUGUUACAAAGGGAAAAGGUACUUUUUUCUAAGUGAAAUUUUAAGGAAUUUGCCGGAGAGGUUUUGGCUGGUGUUGGAGAAUUUACAUGUUACAAUAUAUUAAUUGUUGAUAGAGCUAGAGUUUGUCCAUAUACUCGAUUCAGAUGUUUGCAGUGAAAAACACAGUGCCAGAAAUCCAAUGUCUUUCUUAAUAUGAUUUUAGUUGUAUUCAUAUGUUUCAGCCUUGAUGUUCUGUUCUAUGAUUUGUAAAUCAGGAGAUUCAAAUCUAAUUUGUGUUUGAUAAUUUGAAACUAAAACUUUUGACAGGAAUUUGGAGUUGGAUGCAUUAACCUAAAUUAUGUCAAUGGUACAGAUCAGACUAAA
Durio zibethinus is the source of this 938-nucleotide messenger RNA. RefSeq lists its product as uncharacterized. The record is from RefSeq and is a predicted model, not a curated record. Lineage: Eukaryota; Viridiplantae; Streptophyta; Magnoliopsida; Malvales; Malvaceae.